AUGUCAAGCGAUAAUCCUUUUGCUGGUUUAAAUUCCGACGUAGCUAUUUUGGAUCUUCUUUUUACAAAACUGGAGCCACUGUUUUGUGGAGUGGUAGACAAAGUGACAAUGAAUAUUUCAUUAGCAGAUAGUGCGUAUUAUCGUGGUUUAAUAACCGAUGCCAAACAAAAUUCGAAAAAAGAUUUUAAUAACCUUUUCAUGUCACGUUUUCGUGACCGCAUCAAUCAAGGCUUUGCAAAAUCGUUCAACCAACUAACACAAGAGAAGGAGAACACCGCUGUCUUUGUCGAGACGGUAUCCGCCGAAAUGAAGAAGUUUGAGUACUCGAAAGAAGUUUUGAAGUCCAUUUUUGGAGCAUUAAAAUACGAAAUGAAAGGGACGGACAAUAACGUUGACACCUUUUUAGAGGAAAAAUGGAACUCAAAUUACUUAGUGGAACUCAACACGAAUUUUGAUUUAGUAAAUUCCAUUAGUAAAUUAAUAUCAGACGACCGCAUGCACGACGACUACUUUGAAACGAAAACCAAAAUCGUUCAAUUUGUCUCGAAUGUCAACAACAACACUGACCCAAAAGACGUGUUUAAUAUUUUAAAAGACAAGUCCAAAAACGUCAAUUUAGAUGGCAUUAAAAAGAUCAUAGAAAUGUAUGAAAGUGUCCUCACAGAACAAGAAGACCAACUUUCUAUUUAUCAACAAAUUUGCUCGGCAAUCGUUGAAAACUCCGAACGAGACUAUUUAACACUUUAUAACACUUUUAGAGAGAAAGACAUCGUCUGGUUUUUGGAGUGCACUAAAAAGUUUUACGACAAGGAGAAACCCAAAAUUGAUUCAUAUGUAAAUAGCGACGAGUUGAAGGUCACUAUUAAAGAAAAAAUGGAACACAUUUUUAUAACAAAUACAGUCGAUGAAGUCCUUGCGAAUUAUAAGACCGUUUUUUAUUCGAAAAGUAAUUUGGCACUUUCGUGUAUUCAAAUGUGCUUUUUAACAAACGAAAUCGUCACUAAACAGUUUCUUGAUAAAACAGAAGAACUCUUUUUAAAGAAGUGCACUGAUCAUAUCAAUGAAGCGCUUACAACUAAUUUGGAUAUUUUAAAUAACUCAGACGCUAUUUCUAAUCUUCUUUUAAAAUUGUAUGAAUCUAUGGAAGAUUUAAUUGUGAAUGGAUUUUUAUCGGACUGGCGGUUCAAGAAAGUGUUGAACGAGACUUUAAAGAAUAUAUUGAUGAACAACGAGUUGUUAAAUUUAGUCGGGGACGAC
Messenger RNA from Entamoeba invadens IP1, 1257 nucleotides. RefSeq lists its product as hypothetical. The record is from RefSeq and is a predicted model, not a curated record. NCBI's taxonomy places the organism in Eukaryota, Evosea, Mastigamoebida, Endamoebidae. The annotation marks the transcript as partial. The transcript has a single exon.